AUAGCCCACAUGCCCAAAGGAUGCCAGCCUGGGUGUUCAUCCUAGUCAUCUGCUGCCUCUUCCUCUUGCCCAGCGGGGCUACCACCCAUGUCAGCAAUGAAGAUGCCUCACUCCUGGCGGAAGAGCCCGAGCCACUGCGCUGCUUCUCCAAGCAGUAUGAGGACCUUACGUGCUUCUGGGAUGAGGUAGAGGAGGAGGAGGAGGAGAAGGAGGAAGACUGCGUUGAAGAAAAAGAAGAGAGUGGGGAGGAAGAUCCAGGGCCCUACAAACUUUUCUUCGCCUACCCCGGUUCCCACGCCAGGAGAGCACAGGGGCCUCCGGGGUCCCUUAGAUCCGUGCCCGGCCCGCAGGGAGGAGCCCCAAAGGUGCCCACUGAGCUGCCAGAGGCUGCCCGAAGGAGGGCUCCGCCACGUUUGUCAAGUCCAGCCUGCAGACGGCGGCGUGCGCCUCUUUGCCAAGCUGACGUUGUGGGUGUGGGACCCUGCCAAAGACCGAAACCGGACCCAACGAGUGCUCAGCUUGGAAAACGCCUGCCUGCCCCACCAAAGAACAUCACUGCAAUGACUUCCGGUCAGACUGGGGAGCUGCAAGUCACGUGGGAGGUGCAGCCCUCAGAAAUUAGUGACUUCAUGCAGCAUGAACUCCAAUAUGGCCCUUUGGACCCCAGCAAUUCUGCUCAGCCCACAGUCACAGCGCUGCUUCAAGCACCUAUGUGCUGCCCAUUCAUGAGGUGGCCACACACCCAGCCACACCAGGCCACUGCAACCCCUAAGCCUGACCUGACUCCAGCUCAGCUUCCAGGGACCCAGUCUAUACAGCAGUACCCUACCAUCGAGGGACCCUCCAGAAAAGGAUACAUGAGCCAGGGACCUGCCAUCAGGGGACAUACAGUGCCACAGCGGAAUGGCCCAGGGCAGCUUGGGGCCACCAGAGAAUCCCAAGAGCUAAUCGGUGGAAGCUGUAUCAUCUCAGGGUUUCAGCCUGGGAUCUCAUAUUGGCUCCAGCUCCGGAGCAAGCCUGAUGGAAUCUCCCUCAAGGGUUUCUGGGGACCAUGGUCAUCUCCUGUAACAGUAACCCUGCCACAGGAUGCAAGGGAAAUUGGGCUGCAGUGCUUUACUCAGGACCUGGAGCACAUCACAUGCCAGUGGCAAGGACCAGCCCAUCCCACCGCCUCACAUGGCUACUUCUACCACUGGAGACCCAGCAGCUGCCCUAAGAACAGGGGCCCAGACUGGGAGAAAUGUGAGAAGAUGGACUCCAGGGCAGAGGAAACCCCAAUCUCCCACUGCCACUUCGAGUCUCGAAAUGACAGUGCCAUUCACAUACUGGUGGAAAUAACCACUGAACUAGGCACCAUCCAGCAAUACCUUGCCACUCCCUUCUGGAUGCAUCAAAUCGUUCUCAUUGAAGCUCCAGAGCUGCAGUGGACAGUCGGGUUCAACGGGCAGCUCAAGCUGACUUGGAGGCCCCCUUUGCCCUGGCUACCAGGGCAGACCCAUUACCAGCUCCGAUACUCUGGGCAGAAGCUGGGCCACUGGAAGGUGCUGGAACCUCCGAGGGGCGCGCUGGGAGAAACACUGGAGCUCCGGCCCGGGGCGCAGUACCGAUUGCAGCUGCGCGCGCGGCCUGACGGCCCCACCUAUCACGGACCUUGGAGUGCCUGGUCUGCGCCUGCGCUCGUGGAGGUUGCUCCAGAGAGCGGCUGGGUCUCCGUGGUGACGAGCGUGGUGCUGACGUUGGGCUUCGGCGGCCUCGUGGGCCUCGUGUUGCGGCGCCUCUUCCCGGCGCGAUUCAGGUCCAGUACUAUGGCUCAGUUUGUAUUUGAGAAUGACCUGCACUCCCUGCUCCAGCUGGACACAUCUAUUGUCAACGCACCUCCUGCUCGAUGGCAGCGCAAAGCUAAGGAAACCCCCGGGCCCCCCCCUUCCCCAAUGCGCACAGCGAACCGAUCACACAGCUCCGGGAGGACACCAGGCCGGACUCCUGGCAAAUCUGGUUCUAAGACACAAAGCACUCCUAGUAAGGCGGGCGGGGAUCGCUACAUCCCCCAUCGAAGCGCAUCCCAGAUGGAGGUGGCUAGCUUCCUGCUGAGCAAGGAGAAUCAGCCAGCCAACCACACGCCCACCAGGAAGGAGCAGCAGAAAGCCUGGUCCUUGAAUCUAAAUGGUUUCGAUGUGGAAGAAGCCAAGAUCCUCCGGCUCAGUGGGAAGCCUCAGAAUGCCCCAGAGGGCUAUCAGAACAGCCUUCGGGUGCUGUACAGUCAAAAGGCCACGCCAGGCUCCAGCAGGAAGAAGACCUGCCGCUAUAUCCCCUCCCUUCCUGACCGAAUCCUAGAUGCCCCUGAGAUUCGGAAUGAUUACUACCUGAACCUCAUGGACUGGAGCUGUGGCAAUGUGCUGGCUGUGGCUCUGGACACAUCUGUGUACCUGUGGAGCGCGGGCUCAGGGGAGAUCCUGCAGCUGCUGCAGACAGAGCGGCCAGGGGACUACGUGUCCUCUGUGGCCUGGAUCAAGGAGGGAAACUACCUGGCCGUGGGCACCAGCAGUGCAGAGGUUCAGCUAUGGGAUGUCCAGCAGCAGAAACGGCUUCGAAACAUGAGCAGCCACACAGCGCGUGUAGGCGCCCUGGCCUGGAACAGCUACAUCCUCUCCAGCGGGUCUCGGUCUGGCCACGUCCAUCACCAUGAUGUCCGAGUGGCUGAACACCAUGUAGCUACGCUGAGUGGACACAGCCAGGAAGUGUGCGGCCUACGCUGGGCCCCUGAUGGCCGAUACCUGGCCAGUGGAGGCAAUGACAACUUGGUGAAUGUGUGGCCCAGUGCCCCUAGUGACGGGGGCUGGGGUCCCCUGCAGACCUUCACUCAGCACGUGGGUGCAGUCAAGGCUGUGGCCUGGUGUCCGUGGCAGUCCAACGUGCUGGCCACUGGAGGUGGCACCAGCGACCGGCACAUCCGGAUCUGGAACGUGUGCUCAGGAGCAUGUCUCAGUGCCGUGGAUGCCCAGUCCCAGGUGUGCGCCAUUCUCUGGUCCCCACACUAUAAAGAACUCAUCUCUGGCCAUGGCUUUGCCCAGAACCAGCUGGUCAUCUGGAAGUACCCGAGCAUGGCCAAGGUGGCCGAGCUCAAAGGUCACACAGCCCGGGUCCUGAGCUUGACCAUGAGCCCUGACGGCUGCACCGUGGCCUCAGCUGCCGCUGAUGAAACCCUGCGCCUCUGGCGCUGUUUCGAGCUGGACCCUGCGCGGCGGCGGGAGCGGGAGAAGGCGAGCGCAGCCAAGAGCAGCCUCAUCCACCAGGGCAUCCGCUGAGGCCUGCCCCAGCUCCACCCCCUGCCCACUGGGUUUUAUUUUUCUAAUAAAGACAUCUGUCCCCCUGC
Messenger RNA from Phascolarctos cinereus (koala), 3373 nucleotides. Its product is annotated as cell division cycle protein 20 homolog. Lineage: Eukaryota; Metazoa; Chordata; Mammalia; Diprotodontia; Phascolarctidae. Gene Ontology annotation, cellular component: membrane; anaphase-promoting complex. Gene Ontology annotation, molecular function: cytokine receptor activity; anaphase-promoting complex binding; ubiquitin ligase activator activity. The record is from RefSeq and is a predicted model, not a curated record. Gene Ontology annotation, biological process: anaphase-promoting complex-dependent catabolic process; positive regulation of anaphase-promoting complex-dependent catabolic process; positive regulation of ubiquitin protein ligase activity.